Molecule: messenger RNA, 1332 nt
Organism: Trichosporon asahii var. asahii CBS 2479
Lineage: Eukaryota; Fungi; Basidiomycota; Tremellomycetes; Trichosporonales; Trichosporonaceae
Exons: 1
Coding region: 1-1332 (443 amino acids)
Biological process (GO): proteasome-mediated ubiquitin-dependent protein catabolic process
Cellular component (GO): Cul4-RING E3 ubiquitin ligase complex
Molecular function (GO): protein binding
Source: RefSeq, a predicted model, not a curated record
AUGUACUCUACGCAGUCAUGGGGACGUCGAGCGCCGGAGGCGGAGCCUGAGCGCCGACCGAGGCGUCAAGAGAGGGGUAGCGCCGGCGUUCUGUCCAGUCUGGUCCAAUUCGAGUCCGACUCGGAGGACGAGGACACCUUCAUGCGCUGGGGCGGGACGGCACCAACGCACGCGCCGCGGGAGGAGACAUCACUGUCCCGCAUCAAGACGACGCAGGGCAUCGAGGGGCAAUGGACGAUCACGGACGCAGACGCAGACCGCGCAGGACGCCGCAUGAUCUACUCAUCGAUCACGCCGCACGUGUACAUGCUCAGCACUGAGGCGGGGGACGACGAGCAGACGCUCCUGGACUUCCACGACCGGACGCGGCGGUACGGUUUCGAGUCCUUCGGGCUGUGGUCCAUCCGCUUCUCAGCCGAUGGGAAGGAGAUCGUCGCCGGCGCGUCCCGCGGUAACAUCAUGGUGUACGACGUCGAGAGCGACAGGCGCAGUCUCUGCGUGCAGGGGCAUCGGGACGACGUGAACGCGGUGUGUUUCGCGGACGAGUCAUCCACCAACAUCCUCGUCUCGGGGAGCGAUGACGGAUACGUCAAGAUCUGGGACCGGCGGAGUCUCAACUCUUCCCAGACCCCCAGCGGCGUGCUCGUUGGCGCAACUGAGGGCAUUACCUAUACGGCGCCAAAGGGCGAUGGGCGGUACGUGCUUGCCAACUCGAAGGACCAGGCGUGCCGGCUGUACGACCUGCGGAAGAUGCGGUCCUGGGGCGAAUUCGCAGACGAGCCGGACGCGGUCCAGGAGUACGGGAAGCCAGGGUACGACUACCGGCACGGCGGGUACCAGUCGCCUGAAUACGCUGCGCAUCCGAGGGACUGCAGCGUCAUGACGUACCGCGGCCACAGCGUUGAGCGUACGCUGAUCCGGUGCCACUUCUCUCCCGCCGCUACCACGGGCCAGAGCUACGUCUUCAGCGGCAGCAGCGAUGGGCGUAUCCACAUCUGGUCCCUGGACGGACGUGUCGUGCAUGUCCUCGACCGUGCUCUCUCCCAACCGCUUCGGCACCAGGGAGCGGAGCGGUACACCGACCCGUCGGCGCCCGAACCGCCCCCGGCAUCAAGAGUGGAGGAUCCGUACUACGACACGCGCCAGCGAGUCGUCCGCGACGUCGCGUGGCAUAGCCAGGAACCAACCCUCAUGUCGACGUGUUGGGACAUGAAUGCGGGAUACCGGCGCGGGGGGUCUAUUGCCAAGCAUGAGUGGAAGGGGUUGGGGAAGAACGGGCUCGAGAGGCUCGAGGAUUGGGUCGAGAAGGAAGCCCUAGAGGCUAGUAUGUAG